Molecule: messenger RNA, 2906 nt
Organism: Penaeus indicus
Lineage: Eukaryota; Metazoa; Arthropoda; Malacostraca; Decapoda; Penaeidae
Product: protein O-mannosyl-transferase TMTC2-like
Exons: 7
Coding region: 777-2906 (709 amino acids)
Biological process (GO): protein O-linked glycosylation via mannose
Cellular component (GO): endoplasmic reticulum membrane
Molecular function (GO): mannosyltransferase activity
Source: RefSeq, a predicted model, not a curated record
CUCGAGCAGGGAGGAUGUACGACGCUCCGCUCAGGGGAUCUUUAGACCAUGUGAACGCGCCUUGGGGUUAAUGCAGCUCGGUGCGAGGGGCGGCUUGCGAGACAGACAGUCAGUCCGUUCGAAAUGCGUUGCCGAAUGACUGGCGGUGGGAGGGAAGGGGGGCGAGACAGUCUGUGAUCAGAUUGGGAUCCGUGUGCCAGUUACGGCGGUUCGUUCGCUAUGACUGGUGUUGCAUUGUGUGUUUUCGGGGCAGUUCGAAUCCCUUGUUGCUUAAAGAAUGACGGAAUGCGGGGAUAGCGUCUGCGCUCCACCACGCUUCCGAUGCAUCGAGUGGUAGUGUCGAGAAACACGGAGACGAAGAGGACACAGAAAAGGGGGGUUGGAUGUUGGAUGCUGCAUCAGGAAACCUCGAGAUAAAGAAGAAGAAGAGGAAAAGAGAAGGAGAAGAAGAAAGGGAAGAAAAGGAGUAUUGGAGAAAUUCUUCAAGAACACGAGCAAUGGCCGGAGGAGAAAGUCGGAUUCGUAACUCACGUGAAAGGUUUAUAAAAAGGAGGGUUAUGAAAUAGCAUUGGAUAAAAAGAGAGAAAGAGAAAGAGAAAGGGAAAGAGGUAGAGAGAAAGAUUGGCUCAUAGUUUAGGAAGAAAGGGAGAAAGAGAAAGAUAAGAAAAUAUAUAUAUAGAGAGAGAAAAAAUUAAAAAAUCUAAAAAAAUUGAGAGAUCUAUCUAUCUAUUAUCUAUAUUUGUGUGAAUUGUGUCGAAAGCCAAAGUUCACGGAAGAUGAAAACCGUAAGAAGAGUGACGAGCAACAAUUGUUCGGCCACCGGCGAAUACCAUCACAGGCAAACAAUCCGGUUUUCAUCGACGCGAACGGUCUGUCGAGGGAAGUCAUUUUACCAAGCCAAUUCCCCUUCGCCUACGUCAUCAGCGGCCGUGACGUCAUCAUCGGCUGGACCCCACGGUGACGUAGGCUCGUGUGACGUCACCCCUAAACUGACCAAUAGAAUCGUCUAUGGUGUACCGGUUCUGUUGGCGGUCUUGCUGUAUCUCAACACGCUCCACGCUGGCUUCGUCUACGAUGACCAUCGCGCCGUGUUGGGGAACCGAGAUGUUGUGGGCACGACUCCCUGGUGGUCAGUGUGGGGGCACGACUUCUGGGGCUCCCCGCUCUCCAGGAAGGGCUCCCACGGCUCCUGGAGGCCCCUCACCACGCUCUCCUUCAGGAUGAACGCGGCGGCGGCGCGCGCCCUCGCCCCUGACUACGAGCUGGCCGGCGGCGAGAGUGGCGGUGCCCCUGCGGUGCCCGCGCCCGCCGUGCCACCCGCUCCCGCGCCCACCGUGCCUUCGCUGGCGCCCUCGCUCAACGCCGCCUUCCCUGCCUCCUCCUUCCACGCCGUCAACGUCCUCCUGCACGCCGCCGUCACCGCCGCCUUCGUGGGCGUGCUGCAGUGCGUCGGCGUGGGGCCGUGGGCGUGCCUAGGCGCCGGCUCGCUCUUCGCCGCCCACCCCGUGCACGUCGAGGCCGUCGCGGGCGUGGUGGGGCGCGCGGAGUUGCUGGCCGCCCUUGCCUUCUGCCUGGCCCUCGCAGCCUAUACCAAGUACCUCCGCGGGCGUGCGACGGGACGGGCGUGGGCGCGGCGGGCGGGCGGCGCCUGCGCCCAUGGGUGCCUGCGAGCGGAGGAGAGCCUGGCGGCGCACAAGGCGCUCAGCUGUUCGUCCGGCUUCUCGUGGGGCGCCGGAGAGUCUUGGUGCCAGCUACAGCUGCCAGCGUGGGCGUGGCUGGCCCUCAGCGUGGGCGGCGCCGGAGUGGCCAUGGCGUGCAAGGAGCAGGGCGUGACGGCGCUCGGCGUUGGACUCUUGCUGCACGCGGCCGCCGUCGUCUCGGGGACGCCCAGGAACAAGUCUCUAGUGCACGCCCUCAUCCGCGAGCUGUGGCCGGGCUGUGUGGGCUCGGCCAUGCUGCUGUGGGCGCGCGUGAGCCUGGCGCCCCACACGCCCUCCUUCACGCCCGCGGACAACCCGGCCGCCCACGCGCCGUCGCUGCUGACGCGCACGCUGAGCAUCGCGCGCGGGUGGGCGGUGCACGGGCGCCUGCUGGUGUGGCCGGCGACGCUGUCGUUCGACUGGUCCAUGGGCGCCGUGCCGCUCGUGACCUCGCUGGGCGACGCCGCCAACUUGGAAACGGCGGCGCUUCUGGCGGUGGUGGCGGCGGGGGCCGCCUCUGCCGCCGCCGCCUGCUGGAGGGCGCGCAGCCGCGUCGCUUACUUCACCAAACUGUACACAUAUCACAGCCACCACGCCUAUCACGACGUGCUCAACAACAACGUGCAGCACGGGGACGUCGACGGCACCCUCCCCGCCGCCCCCGCCGCCCCCUGCUGCGCCGCCAGCCACUCCGCCGCCUGGUGGCACUCCAACCCGCUCCUGCUGGUGCUCGCGUGGGCGCUGCUCGUCGUGCCCUUCCUCCCCGCCUCCAACCUCGCCGCCUACGUGGGCUUCGUCGUGGCAGAGCGAGUCCUCUACCUGCCGUCGAUGGGCGCGUGCCUGCUGGUGGCGCUCGGGUGCCAGAGCCUGUGGCACCGCCUCGGCUCCUGCAAGAGCCAUCGCACAGAGCCACGUAGUACUAAAAGCAGACGCUGCCUCCGAGCGCGCCGCGGAAGGAUGGCACUCGCAGGCACUUGGGUCUUCCUCUUGCUCCUCCUCAGUGCCAGAACUUGGAGGAGAAACCAGGACUGGGCCAGCGACGAGACACUCUAUCGCUCCGGCGUGCACAUCAACCCGCCCAAGGGAAGCCCCGACGGUGUUCCUCCGCGAGUCCGACUUAUCGAUAAUAGGAAACAGACAAAAACAACUCUGGUGCUUACUCCGCCGCAGGAACUAGUUCGUGCUCUUCUUGGGGUAGACUUUUAG